This is a messenger RNA of Trichoderma virens Gv29-8, 2361 nucleotides long. RefSeq lists its product as uncharacterized. The record is from RefSeq and is a predicted model, not a curated record. Gene Ontology annotation, biological process: regulation of DNA-templated transcription. The coding region runs from base 1 to 2271 and encodes 756 amino acids. Gene Ontology annotation, molecular function: DNA-binding transcription factor activity, RNA polymerase II-specific; zinc ion binding. Lineage: Eukaryota; Fungi; Ascomycota; Sordariomycetes; Hypocreales; Hypocreaceae. The transcript is spliced from 3 exons.
AUGGCCAGUCCAAUUGUGGAGCACGGAAUCGAUGGCGGCUCUCAGACAAGGAGGAGAAGAGUGCGAAAAGGGACGAGGAGCUGUUGGGAAUGCCGACGACGGAAGAUGAAAUGCGUCUUUGGCUCGCCCGCCGAUACCAUCUGCAUCAGCUGCAACCGACGUGGUGCUAAAUGUGUUGAUCAGCAAUUUCCAGAACAGAUCUCAACGCCUUUAGAUAGGAGCCUUCAGAUGGGAGACCGAGUUGUGAGAGUCGAAGCACUAGUCGAGCAGUUGCUCGAGAAGGUCACGCACCAGUCAGGCCCUUGUUGCAGAUGCACAACGACACAAGAGAAUACAGAAUCUAGCCGCGGCAUCCUUAGUCCUGUCUUUGCCAACCCUAUCCCUGCAGAGCCGCCUAGCUCAUAUGAACCUUUGGAACACCAAGCACUGUCGCGAAUUUUGCGCGAAUCCUUGCCUACGCUAAAGGAUAUCGAGAUAAUCGCCCAGGUACGGGGUGAUUUGUCUGCGCUCUUUUACCAAAUGCUUACCGUCCCGUACAAUGACCUCGACCAGAACGACCCUCGGUCAUUGGAGGGCCUUUUUGAGCAACCUGGAUCAAAUGCUCACCCUGUUCUGAUAGGGCUAUAUAUGCUCAGGAUUGCUACUUUCUUACAACACCUCCAUCCAGAUCUUCAUGGAAACUUAAAAGGACUAUCAGAAUCUCCACGCCGGAUGAUGAACCGUCUGUUCAACACUGCUGUCAGCCUCGUAACUACGAACGAGAGUCUCAUCGGCAGUAUCGAAGGGCUAGAGUGCGUGAUGAUGGAGAGUUUGUGGUAUACGAACAGCGGGAACCUACGCCAAGGCUUGAUUGCCAUCCGGAGGGCCAUGACAACUGCACAACUGAUGGGCUGUCACCGCUCAAGGAGCUCAGCGCAGUGUAGGCUACUAGGCUCAAAAAGAAAAAUUCACCCAAGGUUUAUAUGGUUUCGCAUUGUAUUUGCGGAACGACAUCUAUGUCUCAUGCUGGGUCUCCCUCAAAGCACCGUCGAUCAGAGUAUGGCUUCCAAGGAGAUGCUCGAAAACGACACGCCUAUGGGACGUCUUGAGCGUAUACACUGCGUUAUCGCAUCGCGUAUUCUGCAGCGCAACCAAUCAGAUCCAAGCCCCCACGACUUUGCUUUAACGCAAGAAUUAGAUGGAGAACUAAAGAAGGCGGCUGAGGUCUUGCCCAAAAAGUGGUGGCUGCACUCAAACCUGGCUUCGACAUUGGACCACCCGGAGACACUUUUCUGGGAUAUGCGACGACUGUUUCAUCAACUAUUCCACUACCAUCUUCUCAAUCAACUCCAUCUUCCUUAUAUGCUACGCUCCUCGCUGGACGAACACGAAAACCAAUACUCAAGGGUCACUUGCGUCAAUGCCUCCCGCGAGGUGCUCUCACGCUUCAUUAUGUUCCGUAGCUCUGAUCGUAUUGCUUUCUGGUGCCGGACAAUGGAUUUUCUCUCCUUAAUGGCGGCCCUGACACUGUUGAUAGCACAUAUUGACGGGCACUGUCAAGGUUCAAUUUUUCGCAAUGCGCAACAGCAACAGACUGCAAGACCAGAGAACUUGCUUACGCACCAACGCCCCGGUGACCUUGCAAUGAUAGAACAGGUGCAAGAAAGUAUAGAGGAAGUGAGCCAACAAAAUGGGGACGUACUGGGAGCACGGAGCGCAGAGCUACUCCGAAGGCUCCUGUUCAUUGAGGCUGAAGCAGCUAGCAGCCAUGCAAAAAGUGUGGACGGCGUAAGUGCGCAGGUUCCGGCGGCUACCUACGAUCCCAUCAAUGAAGAGAGAAGAGGUACCAUUAGUUUAUACAUACCAUAUUUUGGUACUGUCAAGAUAGCUCGAGGAGGCACCAUCUCCAAAGCAAUGAUUACGGAACCCCCACAUACAACAAAUACAGCCAAUGAAAGCUGCAUACAAGGUCUCGAAGCACAUCGUGCAGAGAAUACCGUUGGAACUUCAAAGACUUGUAGCAGCGUACCGGCGGAUGUUGGAUGCAGCUGCAAAGAACCACUAACAGAAACAGACAUUCGAACAAAAGAGCUCCCAGCCGUGGGUGCCGCUGUCAGAGAGACUAACAACACUACACAAGAGUACAAUAUACCUGAUAGCUUCCUACAACAAGAGGAAGAUCUGCUAUUUUCGACUGGAAUUGAUGAUUGGGAUUACCCAAACGUAAACAUGGCUUUCUUUGAUAGCUUGAUGAGAGAGGCUGGAGAUGAUGGGGGCGAAAUGCCUAUUUAGGCCCGCGUAGCAUAACGAGCUCUAGCUCACGGCAAAUAAACAAAGAUCAUAGACAGUCAGAUAAAGUGAAUAAUACAGGGAGCCAGACAG